AACGAAUGUGUGAGAACUUUCUGGUUAACUCACAUGAAAGGUCAACCUCGCAAACCAGAAUCUUUACCUUCAGUCCUCCACAUGCUGUAGGGGAGGCUUGCGAGGUUGAUGAAAGGUUUGUACGUUAUUGGUGAGCUUGUGUAUAUAUAAAUAGACUUUGCUAAAUGGUAUUGUGAAAUAUAAAAUAUAUCUUACAAUUUUUAUUUUAGUUUUCGUUAUCACAAGAUCAAGAAACACGAAGUUUAAGUUUUGAGAUCAAAACCCUCAAGGUAUUUAAUAAUUAAAAUGCAUUCAUUUGCAUGGGUAUGACUGAAAGGAGCGUCAAUACAGGGAGAGUGAAAUCGGAGAGUUAAGCCCUGGGCAAACUAGGAAACAUUGUUGCGGAAACAUUGUUUCCUGCCAAUGUUUCACCAUGUUUCCCAGAGUGGGCAAACACUUGGAAACAUUGUUUCCUGACAAUGUUUCGCCAUGUUUCCCAGAGUGGACAAACACUAGGAAACAUUAGUGAGAAACGUAGGGAAACAAUAAAUGUUUCUAAAUUCGCUAGUAAACAUUUUUGCUUCUCGGGAAGCAAAUUUGUUUCCGCAACAAUGUUUCCACGGGUGGGCAAACAGGGAAACAUUUGAGGAAACAUUGAAAAUCACAAAUGUUUCCACAACAAUGUUUCCUAGUUUGCCCAGGGCUUUAGGAUUUUGGAGAGUUAAGUUCGAGCCACGCCACUUUUUCUAACGAAUAGUACACUCACUGUAAGGUAGUUUGCAAUCUCUUUGCAAUCUAAGAGGCUAAGCCAUGCAAACCAGCUUAUGUUAAAAAGACGUUUAUUAUUUACGAGGAUAUAUAGAGAACAGAAAUACGUGAUAUUAGACGCAUCCAGAAUAACCAUUGUCCUCUUUUAGGGUUUUAAUUGCGUGGAAAAUAUGCCAUUUUUUCAUCCCACUGAAGAUCCUGGCAGCGAAGGAGAGAAAACAGCCUCGUUGGAGUUAUUCAUCAUGGAAAAACGUUCCAAUGAUAGCGAUAAAUUAUCGUUUGAGGUAUGAAAGUUCUUACAAGCUAGAUCAGUUCUUCAAUUCAAGUCCGAGAAAGUCCUACUGCGAGUCCGAAAAGGAAUGAAGUUGAUUUAUCCAGUCUAUAGUUAUAAUAACUGGAGUUUAAAUGAAAUGAGUAAAACAAAAAUUGAAGACAAUUGAUAUUCAUAGUGUCGGUAGUAAUAUUGUCAAUAUAAGUCAUAUAAAGAUUAAAUUUGACAAAAGUACUAAACCUUAACGUGCAUGUAUUUUACGUUUUACAGAAAUUUUCAUUUGGAAGUUGUGAUACGACUGUGGUUGUAGAAGAGACGCUGAUUUUUGCCAUCUUAAAAGACUUUGGCUUGCAUAAGAAAGUGGCGCAAGUAUUCUUUGAAAGGUAGAUAUUACAGAUAUUUUAUUAGGGAGCUACUAAUGACAACAAACACAGAAGAUACUUUAACAACAUUCUGAACACUUAGUCCCCAGUUAUGCGAUACUGGAUUCACUUAGUACGACUUGCAGCUCAGGAAUAAUGUCCUCCCAUAACAUUUCCUCCUUGACAAUUUUCGUUUUAUUUUGUCAUUUGUCCUGAAACGGUUAAAUUCGAUGUUGUGACAAGCGAAUCCAGCAUUGUGUCACUGGGCUAUAUAUUUUCGCAAGAAUGGAAAUUAACCUAAAAAGUCGACCGCUAAAAGUACAUCGCCAUCGAUUUUCGCGACAUUUUGCACCGAAUGGAAAUCCGCCUUUAGUCAGGGUACGAUGAAUAACGUACUUAGGCCUACGUACCGGAGAUAUGCAUAUAGUACGGUCUGGUACUUCUUUUCCAACCAAGUAUCACGUAGAUACGCAGUACUCUCGCUAUCUGCGUACUUACUUUUUGCCGAUACCAUGCAUAUAUGACUUUUCCAAGGCCUAGUCUUAACCGUAAUUAAGUCGGUAUAUGUGUACCUCUGGCAUGUCUUAGCAUGAAACAUGGUUGGAAUGGUGGAAAUAAAGAAUAUUGGAGACGAUUGUAGUAUCUGUACAGUAUAUGCAAUUAUGCUCCUUGCUCUAACUCCUAGUUUCAGGUUACCGAUAAUGAAUACUUUCAGAAACCUGUACUUUAUGUACUUCAUUCUUAAGACUAAGUACACCUUGAGUACCAGCUCAAGUACGCGGCAAUAAUCAUUGGAGUACCAGUAAGGUACGAAUAGAACAACAACAACAACAACAACAACAACAACAACAACAACAACAAUACAUUUAUUUGUACUCGAACAUUACAGUAACAACACACUAGUAUACUCAGAUAAUUACAAUUGAUGAGUACAGGCCACCUGAAAUAACCAUAAGGGCUAGACGAGUCAGGUGACCUUUAUUAGACAAAAAAUCUAAGUGAAUGGGUUUGGUCAAUUUUAUGCAAUAUUUUAUAGGAAAGCAAACAAGAAACAAGAAACAAAACACCAACAAAUAGCAAACGAAUAGAAAAAAAUAUAUAGAAAAAAGAAAAAGAAAAAAGAGCCAAAAUAUAUUCAUCAUUUUAAAUUUUUGAAUUAAUAAGAAGCAAUUAUAUGUUCUUUAAGUUUUCUUUUAAAGGUUUUUAGACACAGAGACUUCAAAGAUUCAUCGACAGAGCUCCAAACUUUAGGUCCACAAAAUCUAAUAUUAAAUAUUCCGUAAUUUGUACGAACUGGUGGGAUAGCAUAUACACGCGGGAUGUUUUGCUAUGUGUACACUAGUGCCCUGAAUUCUCGCCUCCCUGAGAAGUAUCCAGGGUAAAUCACGAUAACAAAAUAAUAAUAACUUUAUAAUAACUUUAUAAUAAUAAUAAAAUACAAAUACUGAUUUCUCACCGUUUCUCUCUCGCUGGUUAGUCUCGCAUGCUUGUUAAUCACGUGACCCAUCACAAAAAUGUCAAUGUUCGCCUUGGCUUCGUAAAGCUCCGUAAUGAGCCCAGUUCGCUACACUAGGCCUACAUUAUAAAGAACGAGUCACAAACACUGAUCACUUUUGUAUUAGGUAUAGUCAGUAAAUGCCACUAACAAAGCAUCAUCAUGUUAACUUCAUAGUUACAACAUUAUAAUGCUCGUGUAAUUUCUUGUUUUUCAGUCGCGAAGAGGAAAGUGCAGCUAAAUCCAGUCCAUCUUCAAAACGAUUUUACUUCGAGCAUAUUGAGCUGCGAGCUGUUGAAGUGAUUUUAACCUUGCUACCAGCUAUUGAUCUGCCUGUUGACCUGAAAGUGAUUAAAAACAAUUUGGGAAUUCCUAAUCAGUUACCUCCAAGAUUUGAAAAUGCUUGUUUAUAUUUUGGUAAGUUAGAUAUAUGCUGCCAUGUUACUAUAACAGAAUUCAGGGGGUCAACUCCCCAACCCACUUUGACUAUUUUACUCCAAAAAUCUCCACAGAUAAGGUUUAUACCCCCUCUCAUUAUCCCUGAGUGGUUUUGCUGCAUCCUCCUAGUUCUAGCACCGUUGGGGCGAAACUAUAUGACCAAAUAAUUUAAAACCGUAACAAUUCGCACAAAAAUACGUAGUUGAAUUGAAAUAGCACACUGUAUGCGGAGGAAAUGGUAUGAUAGCAGACUGUUUCACUGCAAAACAUUUUGACUCAAAGACUUGAGUAAAAUGCACCCACAGUGACUCAAAUUUAUGAGCAAAUUUACUCAUUUUUGAGUGAAAUAAACCUUUACCCUUUAAUAAAAAAUUGAGCAAAUAUGCUCGUUAAUUUUACUCAAAAUUUUGAAUGACCAUGGAUGAUUUAGACAGAAUUAUUUUACUCAAGUUUUUAAGUAGAAAUAUUCAGGGAUUUUUUGCAGUGAAGGAAAGAAACGAAUAAAAUUCGUGCAAUUUUAUGAAAGUUUUAGAACAGCUGAAGCAGUUCAUAAUAAUAUUAUAUGCUAAAUCCGACUAUACUCCGGGUAUUAACGAUAAGUUGUCUACUUGAUGUGGAUAUUAAACAUUGCUUUUCAUGAAUAUUUCAUUCCAGACGCAUUCGCACGCAACAAUAUCCAGUAUGGUUCAUAUAAAUACAUUUCAUACGAUAUCAAGAAACAUUACUUAAAGGUAAGAUCGGCAUGAUUUGAUAACCACGUGGCCUUUUCUCUAUAGAAGAACAUGAAAUUAAACAGAUUAUUAACCAACCCGAGCGUCUGUAAUAUUCUAUAUUGAUUUUGACUCGUACUUGUUGAUGUGAACGACAUUAUUUAAACAUUACUGUUACGUGAAUUUGGCAAUGGUAAUAUUUAUUAGGUCUAGGUGCAUGUUAACAUAGGCAGCAAAAUAAUAAGUUAUUGAACGGUCUGUGCUAGUGUAGGUCGUGACAAUAAUAAGAAAGCUUGAGAUUGAUAGGGAUGCAACUACCUGAAAAAAAAGGAGAACUUCGACGUUUCGAGCAAAUGCCCUUCGUCAGGUAAUAAGUUCAACGAGUCCCAUGAUAGACUUGGUCCAAGUUCCUAUUUCUUUGAUCUGUUAUAGUGGGAGACGCGUCAGUCAUUAAUUUUGCACUAUAGUAGAUCAGAGAAUCAGGACUUCGAGCAAGUCUAGCCACAAGUUAGGACCGAUCAUUGAGUAACAGCAUUUCUUCGACUUAAUGGGAUGAAGCAACGGGUGCAACCUGAUUUUUAACACUAAUCCCCUUCCACCCUUACAGAUACUGUAAGUAAGAUGCUGUUAAGAAUAAUUAGAGUUCUUAAAACCCACAUUUCACUGAAUAAUAAAUCUAACCACAUUCAUGAAUACUAAAUCUUUUUAAAAUAUAUUAACAUUUGUUGUCCGUUUACACAAAAACUCGCGUACAUUUUAUUUCAAAUUUGUGGUUUUGAUUGACAUCUUGUCUGUCUUACUCUUUCAACACAGUCUUAAUUGCAACAGAAAAUAAAGGACCGUAGUUAAAAUAUUAAAAGCCGUACCAUAUACAAAUAAUAAUUGAUCUAGAUCUGGAUUAAUUUCGUUGUUACCACAGCUUCUUCAGUAAUACGCCAUAUUGUUUUAAUCCAAGGAAUUAGGAAGUCAGUCAGCCCGAGUUCUUGGUUCGAUGCAUCUUUUUGGUAACGUCUCUCGUCUUAAACAAGAUAUAAUGUCUGGAUUUACCACGCUUCGCGAAACAGGAGAAUUUAUAACUUUCUUUCAUCAAGUUACUACCGGUGUGGCUAGUUCAUAUAGCAAGGUAGGCAACAAGUCCUCCAAUGAUUAUUGCCGUGUACUUGAGCUGGCACAAACGUAAGACUCAAGGUGUACUUAGUCUUUAGAAUGAAGUACAUCAUGUACAGGUUACUAAAAGGGAUCCCUUCAGUAACAUGAAACUAGUAUGGUGUUAUAGAUCAAGAAGCACAAUUGGAUACACAAUUAAACACUAUGAUCGACUCUGACAUUCCUUAGCCCCAUCUCAUCAUAUCAGUCCAAUCAUGUUUAAUGCCCAGUCAUGCUAGACUUGCACAUAUUCCCACUAAAUUAUGGUUUUGAAUAACGUGGGCUUGGACAGGUCAAGUGGUACAAGCAAAAAGUAAAGUACGCAGAUUAGAAGAGUAUCGCGUACCCACGUGGUACGUAGCUGACAACACAGAAGUACCAAACCGUAAUAUUGGCGUAUCGCACCCUGCAUAUAUCAUACCAUGUUUUUAUUAUCCUCUAGUUGAUACUAGAGGUAUCAACGGCAAAGGUCUAUCGUCUCAAUACUUUGCUGUUGAUACACAAACGUUGCCUACAGGCGAUACUAUUAUUACAAUCCAGGUUCGCCCGCACGACUUGAAAGCCCCGGGGCUUGGGGCUAUUUUGCGUCUUCUGGCCCACCCUUGGACUUUAUUGAACCGAACAAUAUACAAUUCAUUUUACUUUAACAUGUGGCUUGGGGCUAUUUUGCGUCUUCUGGCCCACCCUUGGACUUUAUUGAACCGAACAAUAUACAAUUCAUUUUACUUUAACAUGUGCACGUCAGUUUCUCAUAUUCCAGGUGCCUUCCUAACACUUGGUGAAACUAAUACAUGGUUUGUUCAUAACUCUAAAUUUAGUUCGCAGGAUCAUGGUCAGAUUUAUUUGGUCUUACCUCUCCAAGUCAUUCUGUAGAAGCACCUCCAGCUGCUCAUGAGAGACGACAUUCUGAUCCAAGUGAUCUUGAUGUUGCUGUUUUACGACAACUGUCAGAAGAGUGUGCCGAACAUUUUCAAGUAAACAGCACGCCUAAAAGAAGGUCCAAAGACGACAGUGACGUAAGUGAUCAAUUUUAUUCUUUCAAAUGUGUUCAUCCUGUCACUGUCAAUAUGUGUCUUAUUGAUUUUGGGCCAGUUCCCAUAUUGACAUCUUUAUUAACAGCAAUUUCGAUUUUAACCUUAAACUAAUUCUAAACCAAACCACUGUGACGUCAUUUCGGGAUAUUUGUAUCGAAAGUCACCCUUAUUUUGUUGAUCUCCUCACUAGAAUAUGGUAUCAGAGGUGAAUACAAGCAGGAGACGAUGGGCACAACUGCCCCCCCCCCCCUAGCUUUUUAAAGUCUUCAUAUUGCUGCUUUACUGUUAAAGUCGUAUGUAGUAUGGGUUUUAUAUCUGUAAAAUGUGAAUUAAAUUUAGGCCAUAAACACUGAGAUUUACAGCAACGAAAAUUGCGGGAAUAUUUGACAACCUUUCUUCACACCCAGAAUAAUCCGCCAGUGUCCACCAGUGCAUGGUGUAGCAGUGCUUUUGUUUAGAAUUUCUAAUAUCUCUGGUAUUCAUGUUAAAUUUUAUCGUUGCUCACCAGGUGCUUGAUGUGGACGAGUCUUCAGAAAGCGUGUGGUUAAACACAAAUCUACUGCCUGAUAUCACGAAUGAGACAGAUGGCCUGAACUGGGAUACAGAAAGCAGUGAUGGAGAAGGAAAUCUACGGAUUCCACUGAGUCUAAUUCCCAGAAAUGUGAAAAGACAACUGAAAGGACAGGAAUUUCUAAGAAGAUUGAAAGAGAAUCUUGGAGACAAUGAACAUGGCGAAGUGUAAAUAUUCUUGCUUCUCUUCUUCACUGAAUGGUCUGUGUCGGAUUAACCGUAUGCAGGAUCGCCGAGGGAUGUCGCGGGGCCCGAGAGAGUUUUCCCUGAUACCCCUAUACGACGUUAUAUUGGUUACACUCACUGAUCCGCAGUGAAAAUGUGCAUAUAAUGAACAAAAUUAAAGUUCAUUAUUUAUCUUUUCAGGUUGUCCACCAGGGGAUGAUUGUUCGAAAUCCGAUAUCCCUAAGUCAACUUAAAUUUUAAAGCAAACUUCCCAACAGUGUAUUAGUAGGAAUUUUCUUCUAUGAAGUUUAAACAAAAAUAUUUUUGAAACAGCAGGUUUAUUAAAUUUUAACCGAGGGUUAGGGCUAAUCCAGCUUUGAACACAAGCUCCAGAUGUCAGACAUGUGUUUCCGAACUAAAAAUGAGCAUACGAGGGUGACGGGCGAAAGGUUACCUAUCCGCCUUUCUCCCCCUCCCAGGUGCGGUUGGCCCAAAAUAUAUAGAGACACGUGCUUGGCUUCAUCGAAGCUUUUAACCUAUUUUUGGUUUCCAUUUCAGAUUUGCGUGCUGUUUUAAAGUACGCAAGAAUGUUGUGGAAUCGAAAUUAAAUGCAUUGUUGUCAAAUCGCAAAGUUUACUUUCUAAAAGGUCGACCUAGUCACGAGUCUUUAGUACUUUGUGUGAAGUAUGAGGCUUUGUAUAAAGCUCAGUAUAUAUUUCAAGGUAAGAGGUUUUUACUUCUCUUAUAUUACAUAUCUCUUCCACUCCCCAUUUGGAAGUUUCAGACUAUAGUCCGCAUUUCAAUUUUCACUGCAAUUAUUACAAUGCUUUGGGGGUCAGCUGUAUGAAACUGCGUAUUUUUCAAUUAAUGGAACAAUGCUCUUUAGACCGGCUAAGAAUUAAUAGUAGACACAGACAGCUUUUUCUGUGGGAGAACGGAUUAUGGGGGUGAAGUACUCCUGUUACAAAAAGUGUUAUAUUAAGUAUAUUUAACCCAAUGGCCUUAUAUUUGAUAUAUUUAACCUUUAUGGCCUUAUAUUUCAUCCUGCGGGGUAUAUAUAAGGUCCGCUCUGAAACACCUAGGGGUAAGGGUCCCUAGGGCUGCCCUGGGGGUAGCGACCCCCUCUGACCGUAUUAACCUGAACCAAGGGUAAGGGUCCCUUGGACAGUUCCUAUAACUCGGCCGAUUAUAUUUACAUUGAUUGAGUCUAUGAACUUGAAGGUGACCUUUGGGAGCACUUCAACCCCAAACUAAUAAACGUUUUAUUGCAAUAACUUCAGCAAAUAAAAAUAGGUACGCAGUGCGUACAUAUUGCAUGCCAUCUGAAACCUUAUGGUGCGCUAGUGCUUAUAACUUUUGGUACAACUGGCCUGAAACUUAAAAUAUUGAUUCAAUAAGUUUAACAUCAAUAUAUUAAUUGAAAGAUAGCUAUUAUGUCAAAAUACGAAAGCUUAAGAUUCUCAUGCGAAUAGGCAAUGUUUUUUAUGAGCGACUGUUCAUCCUUAGUUGCAAGCGACGGUAAUAACAAGGUCAAGGUUUUAUCACUGAUUAACUGUUGGAUAUCAAUCUCAGAUAUCAGGUCACGACUUCGAUUCCCACCGUGGUCAGUUAAACGUUUCAGCUUGCCCGGUGUGGAUGCGCACUCAUAGUAACAUUAGAAACAUCAUAAAUAAUGUUAUUUCCUACAAAUUUAGCUUUAUUGUGGCUUUUUGAGGUAUAAAAUCCCGUGCAUGGAAAUGGUGAAUUACUAUAAUAUAUUGAAAAUAAUCUCGACUAUGAUUGAAAUUAUCGAAGUAGAAUGCUACUUCAUUGCAAUUUCAAUAGUAUUAAUGAGAAUUUUGUUUGAUAUUUUGAAUAUAUUUCAUGUUAUUUGCAAAAUGUACCAUAGUUUUGAAGUUUUGCACACAAUAUAUCAGUGCGAGCACAAAGGCUCCGUUUCAAUUUGAGCAUAUAAAAAAUGAGUAUUUUCAUAGCGUGGCCUUUCACGAUAUAUAAAUAACGCCUGAAAAAUAAUCGGUGCGAGCACAACGGCUCCAAAAUCACAACAAAUAACGGAAUAUAAGGUAAAUUAAGGACAGCGCUUUACCUAUACCUCGAUCUAUUUUUCUAAAGCGCUCAAUUACGUAAAUUUUCGGCGAACAAUCAAUAUUUUCUUUGCCUUUCCUCGACGAAAGCCGUGGACGAAAACGUGCACGAGUGAUUCACAUCGCAUGAAAAUGCUCGUCGAAAAAACUCGGUAUUUGUCGUAUUUUACGAAUCUGCCACGCGAUUUACCACCGCUGGUACACCGCGGACACGAAAUUUAGAGCUAUAUGAAAGUUGCAUGCCAUGCAAAAACAACAAUUAUUAAUGCUCUACUCUGAAAGUUUGUUUGUUUGUUUUUGUUUUUUGGGUUUUCUUAAAUAUGUAUAUAAUAAUAUGAUAUAGUACAUCGAGCACUGUGAAAGCGUAUUCCAAUGAUAGUGUUAUCUCCAAUAAUAGUGAUCUUCGAUGAUAGUGUUCACCAUAAGUGUUUUCUGUAAUCCCUUUGGACAAGUGGUGGUUCAUGGGUGGGGAAGUGUUACAGCAGCUUUAGAACAUUCCUUUGUUAAGACUUUGAAACAAGUGAUCUCUUUCAACUGUGUUUGGUCUAUUUUAAUGGCUUAACCGAAUUGAAAUCGAUUGUCAUAUAAAUUAGACUAAAUUUGUCAUAUAAAUAUAUAUUUGACAUAUAUAUUUGAGAUAUAGAGAAUUUCAAAAGUAUCAGAAUUUCUGAUACUUUCGACAACCAGUCUCUGCAGUUUAAGUAUAUUUCACAAUAGGGGAUUUGAAAAGUAUCAGAAUUUUUGAUACUUUAGACUAUCAGUCUCUGCAGUUUUAAGUAUAUUUCACAUAUAGAGGAUUUUUUAAGUAUGAUUGAGAUAUAGAGGAUUUCAAGAGUAUCAGAAUUUCUGACACUUUGGACUACCAGUCUGCAGUUUUAAGUAUAUUUCACAUAUAGAGGAUUUCAAAAGUAUCAGAAUUCUGAUACUUUGGACCACCAGUCUCUGCAGUUUUAAGUAUGAUUGAGAUAUAGAGGAUUUCAAAAGUAUCAGAAUUUCUGAUACUUCGGACUAUCAGUCUCAGUCUGCAGUUUUAAGUAUAUUUCACAUAUAGAGGAUUUCAAAAGUAUCAGAAUUUCUGAUACUUUCGACAACCAGUCUCUGCAGUUUAAGUAUAUUUCACAUAUAGAGGAUUUGAAAAGUAUCAGAAUUUCUGAUACUUUGGACUAUCAGUCUCUGCAAUUUUAAGUAUAUUUCACAACGAGGAUUUCAAAAGUAUCAGAAUUUCUGAUACUUUGGACCACUAGUCUCUGCAGUUUUAAGUAUAAUUGAGAUAUAGAGGAUUUCAAAAGUAUCAGAAUUUCUGAUACUUUGGACGUCUAGUUUCUGCAAUGUGUGGUCUCGGCAGCUUAAGAUUUAAACUAUAUAGAAAACAUUGUAUGAUACUUUUAUAUAUUUCCAACCCAACGGAGUGUUGCACAUUUCGUUAUUUUUCGUGUUUUUGAAAUCGUAAGAUAUUGUCGCAUGUAUUGCAAAUAUUAUUUUUUACGGAAGGGGUAUUUUUAUCUCCAAGGUUUUUGGUGUCAGUAAAAUUUGAUAAAUAAGGCUGUUUUUGUCGAAAAAAUAUUAUUUUGGAAAAUGCAAAGAUAGUUUGGAACGCGUUUAGAGAGCAUUGCCCAUUAACUUAAAUUUAUAAUAUAUAUAAAUUAGCUGCUGUGUAAAAGUACCUGAAAGCUGUGAUACUAUAUAAACCUGCAAUGCCAACGGCCAGUUUGAGUAUACCUCAUAAAUAUCACUAUCUGCGGUCGCCUUGGAUAGCGCUAUCCCACCUUCAUACAACCAGCCCUUAAUCUAAAUGUAUUUAUUCUAUAAGCUAUCUUUUUAUACCUUCAGAGAGAGAGAGAGAGAGAGAUAGAUAUAUAAAUUCAAAUUCUAACAAUACAUUUAUUUCAAUAGUUUUCGGGGUUUUUGGGACACCCUGUAUUUGUAAAUAUUUUUAAUUGAUUUGUGACGCCCCUUAUGACAACCAACUCCUGUUGAUGAGGCUAGUGUCUUUAUUCAAUAAAUUUUACAUACACACACACAUACACAGCAACAUUUGUAUCGUGAUUUAGCACUUUAAGUAUACUAAUUUAUGUACUGGCAGCUGUCAUGUGUGAGUGAACAUAUAUGGCAUUUUCUUGUUGCAGAUAAGACUCAUUAUAUUCAACUAAUGAGUAAAAUGAAAGGAAUAAGAACAUUAUCAAUACCUUCAAGAAAUGCAAGUGAAAGUCCUCUUGUGCGUAGUGAUAACAUGGUCAUUGCAAGAAAGGUACCUAACAUGUAUUUUAUAUAAACACGGCUCUAAAGUCUUUCUUACAGAAAAAUCAGACUCCAGUACCACUACAGCUGAAAGGUUUUCAGCAGAAUCUGUCCGGAACCUGAACUUCUAUGGGGGUUAGGGUUUUGGGUUGAAAUGGGGACGGCCAGUUACUGUCUCUUCUUCAAAGCUGUUUCCUCUCAUGUUGUUUAUUUUGUUUACUGAAUAUCUCGCUUAUUGGUGAAUGGAUAUCCCAACAGGAUAUUGCUCAACUGACAGGGGAUCCGAGGUACCUACGAUUUUAACGUCCUUAUCCGAGAAAUUCAAGACACGCAAGUGUCUAACUAUUUACGGAUGUCAUUGCUAAGGUAGCACUUUCUGCUCAAUUAUUUUAAGACCUUGAAUGGAGGUCCCACCAGGGGUUGAACCCGGGUCUCCCAACUCGAAAGGCAAGCGUGGUGACCACGACACCACAAGAGCUGGUUGGUCUAGAGAGGGUCUUCCGUCGCCAUUGAUCUCUAUCCUUAACAUCCUCGUGUGUCAUCUUGCUUAGUUUCAUGUCCUGUUAGAUACAAGAUUUACACAGCCAAGGUUCAUGCAUGACAUUGUUGUUAAUUCAUGGUUGUUUAAUAAAAGAAGACAAAAUCAAGUACACACGUAAAAAUGUCACAAGUUGUAACAAUGCUGUUAUUUUGUCAAGUUGCUACAAGGUUGUCACUCACAACUUGUUGACAAGUUGUUGAAUUGUUGGAGGAUAACACGUUGUUGGAACAACAACAGGUUAUUGGAACAACUUGUAACAAGAUAUUGAGUCAACAACUUCGUAACAAGGCGUUGACAACUUGUCAACAAGAUGGGAACCAGCAGUGCGAACGUAUCCUGAUGACAAGUUGUUGGAACAGCAUUGCAACAAUGGGACAACCAUUUAUGUAACUAUGGUAUAACAUGGUUCUUAAAAGUUUUUCUCCAAGUUGAUUCAAGGAUUGUUAAGUAUGCUGUAUAGCAUUGAUCUAAAUAGCAGUUUAAGGUAACGAAAUAAGAUGAAGUGGUUCUUAGUUAAAACCGAAAAAGAAAAAAGGGAAAACCUGAGUGAAUCGCUUUUUUUAACUCGGUCGAUCGAAACCACACAUAAAAAUAUUGCACGAUGCAACUCAAAAUUCUUGUCUUAAGGUGCUGCUACACACGCUUUUCGGCGUUGUUUCGCAAAGGAAACCCGAUCCUACAAAAGAUUUAAGACAUUGUCACACAACUUACACGUGUGACUCGAUUUUAUUGAAAUGGAAAAUAUUCGGGUUUUCGGUUUAUCGAUUAACCGCCUCACACUAUAUUUAUGAAAUUAUUUAUGUCCAUGCAGGAAAGAUUCCUUAGUCCCAUACAGUAAGUUCCACACAGAGAAACCAACCCGUAACCUCUAGAUUGCUAACCUGACGCUCUGCCAGUGGAGUAAAUGAACGGACAAACCUCCAUAACACUAGAGCAAAUUGUUUUCUCUGCAUGAAGCAAACGUGCAUUUUCUGUUUCGUUUAGGUCUCGAGCAAGAUUAACGAAUUAAAGAGAACUUAUGAUCAUGAAUACAUGCAUAGUCAACAUCAAUAAUUAUUGCAUGCUUUUCAAUGUAACUCUAUACAUAGUUAUUUAUAUAAAUUAAUUGGGAGAGGGGUUAUAAAAGAGAAAUUAUUUUUGUAUAGCCACCAAAUAAUCUAUUAUCUACAAAAUGAGAUUUUGUUAUUUUGCAUAUUAUAUAUUUAAGAAAUUAAAUGAAAUACUAUUCAUUAUUAUUAAA
This is a messenger RNA of Paramuricea clavata, 13041 nucleotides long. The record is from the annotation of a GenBank genome assembly. Lineage: Eukaryota; Metazoa; Cnidaria; Anthozoa; Malacalcyonacea; Plexauridae.